AUGCAACAAUUACUAGAUGAAAAUCUUGCUAACUCAGGUUUGAAAGCAGAGCCUCAUAUUAAAUCGAGGAUGAAGACAUGGAAAUACCAUUUCAACAUUGUGCAUGACAUGGUAUAUGGAAUAAAUACGAGUGGAUUCGACUGGGAUACGGAUGAAUGUUGUGUUAUUAACAAUGCUGAAGUUUGGGAUAAACCACUUCCCCAAUUUGAUAGCCUAUGUAAAAUCUUCGGGAAGGAUAAAGCAACUGGUCAUGGAGCUACUAAUCUUGGUGAAAAUAUGAUUGAAGAGACACAAAGAAACUCACCUGCUGAUGUGGAAGGGUUGGAAGAGAUUCGUAAAGAGACGCAACAAACUACUCGUAUCAAUAGUAAACGCAAAAGGCCUCCAACGGAUGACACAGAGAGCUCUUAUAAGGAAUAG
Lactuca saligna is the source of this 420-nucleotide messenger RNA. The record is from the annotation of a GenBank genome assembly. Lineage: Eukaryota; Viridiplantae; Streptophyta; Magnoliopsida; Asterales; Asteraceae.